AAUCAGAAUGAAUCUGUAACUGCUCUGGAUAUUUCAUCUACUACAAUUUUUUCUAAUCUUCAAUAUGAAAUCAUACUUUCUGCGCUGGAAAAAUUAUCGUCAAGUAGACCAACCUGACGAUUCUUCUUCAGAGACAAAUGAACCCUUUCUAGACAAAGAAAAUGGUUAUCCAACUUUCCAUGAAAAGCCAAGGCCAUUCUUAACUUUCAUUUUGGUUACCUCUAUCGUUUUCAACUUCCUUCUUCUUGCCUUUAGUCUUAAGCAAUCUUGGUCUCCAAGGACUGAUGUAUUUCAACAGAUGUACAGUAAGUAUCAAUCUUAACGUCAGUAUUGAACAUGACUGAUUUGGAACAGCACCUGCAAAAAGUGUGAUAGAAUACCAUAAUCAAAAUUUUGAAAAUCCUAUACCAAAGAUAGAUGAUGAAUGGGCAGGACCACCCACUCCUGAGCGCAAUGCGAGAUGGGCAAAAUUGCAUUAUGUUGGUGAUACUGGUCUUACCAAGCAUGAAGCUUCUCAACUACUCAACAAAACUGCUGCCGCUCUUCCCGGUACUGAUGAUAAUUAUCCAAUUGUCUUGACUGUAUUCCAUGAUCUUCAUUGUCUGGUGGGUAUUUUCUACCUUUUUUUACAAAACAUUUCUAACCUGUAUCAAGGAUGCAAUUCGUCUCACUCUCGGCUACCUCAGAGAUCCAAAAUGGAACGCUACGGUCAACCCAUAUAAUACCGAAUGGCCUGAGAACUUCAAAAGUGGACUUUAUAGUACAGACCAUGCACAUCAUUGUUUUAAUUCUCUUCGACAAUCUCUGCAAUGUUUCUCGGAUGUUACGCCACAAGUCUUCCAAUAUCAUCCAGAUAGAAAUUUGGUUAUUAGUAACUUUAAUGUUAUGCACACUUGCAGAAAUUUUGAUGCGGUAUGUGAUUAUUCUUCUUUAUCUUUAUGUUGAUAGUUCGAAAGUUGCUGAUUUUUGUUGGUGAUAGAUACAUCAAUGGGCACUUGAUCAUGCUUAUGCUGGAGUGUUUAAUUUUACGGGAUGGAGAGAUGAACAGGGAAUUUGUGGUCCGGAUGGAUGUAGUCAUUAAGGUAUUCUCUAGUGAUGUUGUCGGGCACAUCUUGCUCAAAUGUAGCAAAUUUUAUUUCAUAAAAAAUGAUUUUUGCUUACCAUGUCUUUCCU
Sclerotinia trifoliorum is the source of this 1173-nucleotide messenger RNA. NCBI's taxonomy places the organism in Eukaryota, Fungi, Ascomycota, Leotiomycetes, Helotiales, Sclerotiniaceae. The record is from the annotation of a GenBank genome assembly.